AUGUCCAUCACCAGAGCCUCCCUCGAAGCUCUCUUCUGCAUGCGCCAGGUCCACGCUGCGGAGCACCUGGAGAUCUCGCUGACGGCGCUGAAGAACGCGUGCAAGUCACUAGGGAUCGAUCGCUGGCCGUACAGCAAAGGCCCCACACAAGGAAUUGCUACUCCAUGCCAGACAGCAGCGUUCCAUGUAAAGGACUCGCCGAGGCUGUCGGAAGGAAAGGAAGAUGAGGAUGAGAUUGAGGACAAGGAUGAUGGGUAUGUUGUGAAUGUCAGCACUGAAGAUUCAGAGCUUCUGCAUGUUGAAUCCCAUCGGCCGUUGGAACUAGAUCAACCCGACUCUGAUCACAACAUGUACAUACCUCCAAGUUGGUCUCCUCAAGAUCUGUACCUCGAGCCGCGUGACUCAAAUCCUCUCAUGGCUGAGAGCGAUCCACCAGAACAGCAUGAUGGAGACUCUGCAGACGAGCCGAUGGAACUGACAAGAGAAUGGAUCGAGUGGUUUGUUGGACUAGCACACGACGACCCAACGAUAGAUAUGGAUGUUGAUUGGACUUGA
Messenger RNA from Guillardia theta CCMP2712, 555 nucleotides. RefSeq lists its product as hypothetical. The transcript is spliced from 2 exons. The record is from RefSeq and is a predicted model, not a curated record. Bases 1 to 555 code for a protein of 184 amino acids. NCBI's taxonomy places the organism in Eukaryota, Cryptophyceae, Pyrenomonadales, Geminigeraceae.